AUGAGACCGACAGCAUCCACAAUAACAACAACAGCAACAAUCACAGCAAGCCUGCCAUGGACCGCAAGAGCAGCAACGCGCAACACCCUCACACCACAGACCAGACCCCAAGUCCAACAACGAUUACAAUCUCCCUCCACCCGCUCCUUCUCCAGCACGCCCUCGCAUCAAAAGAAACCCACCAUACACCGCGACACCCGAGUGACCCUCAUCCGCUACUUCCUCCACCACCCUCUCACCCCUCGGCCUCUCCGAUUCUCGCGCACACGCUUCCUCCGCCACUGGACCAUUCAUCGCGCGUGGAUGCGGUACCAAGACUCCCUGCGCAAGAAACGCGAAUGGGAGCUCGAACGACAGUACAAUUCCAUGGCUCGCGCGUGUGAAGCACUGCGAUUGAUUGAUGGAGACGGAUUGACGGCGGAGGAGAAGAUCAAGUAUGGACAGACGGCCGCACAGCCUGGUGGACAGGGUGCAGAGGAGGAUGGGACGAGGAGUCGCGAGGGGAGAUUGUACAGGAUUGCCAUGUUGAAGGAUGAUAUCUGGAAGGGUGUUCCUAUUGAGUAUGCGAGAAUUCAGACCGAGACGCCCGCGAAGGAAGGGUGGAAUCAUGGGUGGACGAGGUAAAAAAUCUUCUUCGUUUUCCUUGCCAUUACCAAAAGGAUUGUAUUUGUGCGAGAGAGAGGGAGGGAGGGAGGGAGAGGGAGAGAGAGAGAGAGAGAGAGAGAGAGAGAGAGAGAGAGAGAGAGAGAG
Molecule: messenger RNA, 750 nt
Organism: Sphaerulina musiva SO2202
Lineage: Eukaryota; Fungi; Ascomycota; Dothideomycetes; Mycosphaerellales; Mycosphaerellaceae
Exons: 1
Coding region: 1-624 (207 amino acids)
Biological process (GO): mitochondrial translation
Molecular function (GO): structural constituent of ribosome
Source: RefSeq, a predicted model, not a curated record